Messenger RNA from Coniosporium apollinis CBS 100218, 969 nucleotides. RefSeq lists its product as uncharacterized. Gene Ontology annotation, molecular function: FAD transmembrane transporter activity; folic acid transmembrane transporter activity. Gene Ontology annotation, biological process: folate import into mitochondrion; nucleotide transport. The transcript is spliced from 4 exons. Gene Ontology annotation, cellular component: mitochondrion. NCBI's taxonomy places the organism in Eukaryota, Fungi, Ascomycota, Dothideomycetes. The record is from RefSeq and is a predicted model, not a curated record. Bases 1 to 969 code for a protein of 322 amino acids.
AUGACGAGGGUGUAUCCGCCCAUCGAAACUAAGACGCAAAGCAAUGGGCUCUCUCCCUCCUUCGUCGAAACCGUAGCAGGCUUCUCCGCCGGGGUCAUCGCGACCUUGGCUGUGCACCCUUUCGAUGUGUUGAAGACGCGUCUCCAGUUGGACCAUACCCACCGCCCACAAUGGGGGAACUCCUUCCACCUCAUGCGCAAUAUCGUGCGCGACGAAGGCAGCUACGCUGCUCUCUAUCGCGGUUUGAUGCCCAACAUGAUCGGUAACUCCGUGAGCUGGGGGUUGUACUUCCUCUGGUACCGCAAUCUUAAAGACAUCUUUCAGUCCUGGCGCGGCCACAACGUGCACCUCACCUCCCUGGACUACUUCCUCGCCUCCGGCCUCUCCGGCAUUCUGACCGCAGUCCUCACGAACCCGAUCUGGGUUAUCAAGACCCGCAUGCUAUCCUCCUCGCGCUCUGCACCCGGCGCCUACCACAGUAUCUCGCACGGCGUGCGCGAGAUCCUCGCCUCCGAGGGGCUCGCCGGCUUCUAUCGCGGCCUAAUACCCAGCCUCUUCGGGGUCAGCCACGGCGCGGUACAGUUCAUGGCGUACGAGCAGCUGAAGCGACGGCGGGCAAGGCAGCUAGCCGGUGCGGGUGGGGGCGCGGGACAGGUGGGCGAGCUGAGCAACUGGGAUUAUUUGGUGCUGAGUGCGGGGAGUAAGGUCUUUGCGGGGAGCGUUACGUAUCCGUAUCAGGUCGUCCGCGCGAGGCUGCAGACGUAUAAUGCGGAUAAGGCGUAUAAGAGCGCGAGGGAUGUGGUCGUGCAGGUUUGGAGGAAGGAGGGGUUGGGUGGGUUUUACAAGGGGCUGGGACCCAACAUUGUCAGGGUGUUGCCAUCGACGUGUGUUACGUUUUUGGUGUAUGAGAACACGAAGUUCUAUUUGCCGAGGGUCUGGGAUACAGGUUUGGCGUUUGAGGCAGAUUAG